AAACAUUAUCACUAUUAUUACUUUUAGCAUAACUCUAAAUAAACUCUAAAUAACCAGAAAGAAUAAGUAUCUAGGGUUUUCAGUUACUUCUCACUUGACUGUGUAAUUCGUGUGCUGUGCGAGAUUCCAAACCCUAACAAUCUCGCCGCACAAACCAUGACGUCGGUGGUGGUUCCUACUUCCGAAGAAGACGCCGCUCUUUCCGUCGUCCGAUUCAUUUCUGAGCUUACCUGGGCUGAUGCUGGUCCCGAGGCUGCUGAGCGUGAAGUUAGCCGACUCUGCAAGGAGGCUGAAGAGUUCAUUGCUUUUGGGAAGUGGUUGGAGCUGGCAUCGUUGAUGAUUACUUCUGCUGAAUUGAUCUUCUCAAAGGUUUCUGAAAAAGAGGUUGAGUCCAUCUUCACUGUUAUCUGCAAUCUUGUUACAAAGACUGAGAAUACAGAUGAAGUGAUGGAGAUUGUGAAAGUUAUAACUGCAAAAUUAGUUCAGCAGCCAAAUGAAAAGCCGGCAGUGCGAUUGAAGAUUUUGAUCAAUCUGUAUACUCUAUUGGAGACUCCAUACUGCCAGUUUUAUGUCUACUUGAAGGCAUUGAAUUUAGCUGUUGAUGGGAAAGUCACAGAAUACAUUAUUCCUUCAUUCAAAAAGAUUGACAGCUUCUUGAAAGAGUGGAAAAUAGGGGUACCAGAACAGAGAGAACUCUUUCUCGCGAUCUCUAAUGUUUUGAAGGAAAACAAAAGUUUGUCAAAGGAUUCUUUCAAGUUCCUCACCAGUUACCUGGCUACUUUUUCUGGAGAAGAUGCACAUGUUUUGAGUGAAGCCAAGGAGGAAGCUGUGCGUGCAAUUGUUGAUUUUGUCAAGGCUCCUGAUGUAUUCCAGUGUGAUUUACUGAACUUGCCUGCUGUUGAGCAACUGGAGAAGGAUGACAAAUAUGCUUUGUUAUAUCAGCUUCUCAAGAUUUUUCUUACUCAGAGGCUUGAUGCAUACUUAGAAUUUCACACUGCAAAUUCAACCUUAUUGAAAGACUAUGGCCUUGUGCAUGAAGAAUGCAUAGCAAAAAUGAGAUUGAUGUCGUUGGUUGAUCUCAGCUCUGAUGGAUCUGGCCAAAUUUCGUACGAACUUAUCAGGGACACACUUCAGAUCAAUGAUGAUGAAGUUGAAUUAUGGGUCUUCAAAGCAAUAACGGCAAAGCUAAUUGACUGUAAGAUGGACCAAAUGAACCAAGUUGUAGUUGUUAGUCAUCAUACUGAUCGGGUGUUUGGUCAACAUCAAUGGCAAACACUGAGAACAAAGCUAGCAGCUUGGAGGGGAAAUAUUUCAAAUGUAAUCAGUACUCUUCAGGCCAGCAAAACAUCGGAGGAUGGGUCCCAGGCAGCCCAAGGUUUGGUAGUUCGCUGAGGACUUCUUGAUCUGAAGCCAUUUUGUUAAGUAACUAGAUUAAUCCAGGUCGAAUUUUUUUUUAAUCUUUAAGAGAGAGGAAGGAAGAGAUUGUAAUUUGUUCUGUUUACAAUAUUUACUUUUGUUUUAGUUUUUGGCUUUUGACUCUAAUUGUACUACUAACAUUAAGAGAGAAGCCAUUUUGAAUUUUGGAUUUAAAUUUGUUUCUGAGUAUAUUAUAUCGAUGGACCGAAACCAUUUGAUGUUUA
Molecule: messenger RNA, 1640 nt
Organism: Trifolium pratense (red clover)
Lineage: Eukaryota; Viridiplantae; Streptophyta; Magnoliopsida; Fabales; Fabaceae
Product: eukaryotic translation initiation factor 3 subunit M-like
Exons: 10
Coding region: 157-1392 (411 amino acids)
Biological process (GO): cytoplasmic translational initiation
Cellular component (GO): cytoplasm; eukaryotic translation initiation factor 3 complex
Molecular function (GO): translation initiation factor activity
Source: RefSeq, a predicted model, not a curated record